Molecule: messenger RNA, 1126 nt
Organism: Exophiala oligosperma
Lineage: Eukaryota; Fungi; Ascomycota; Eurotiomycetes; Chaetothyriales; Herpotrichiellaceae
Exons: 1
Coding region: 1-1020 (339 amino acids)
Cellular component (GO): nucleus
Molecular function (GO): hydrolase activity, acting on ester bonds; zinc ion binding
Source: RefSeq, a predicted model, not a curated record
AUGUCCAACGACAAGAAAUGGCCCGUCAAAAAGGUGACACUCUCACCUCCUCCACUGCACGCUCUAGCUGAAGCCAUCACCCCCACACUGUCGUCCAACUUCUCCUCGUCGUCAUGCACGGUGGAAACGCCGCCUGAUCUCACCCUCCCGCCAUACCACCUGGCCGGCCCGGGGUUGACGGGUUCGCCUCGUGUCGUCGAGGUUGGCGAUCCGUCGUACCUGGUCCGGUCCGACCUCGGUCGUAGGUACGAACUGCGAGCCAUAUCCCGCCAGACAGACAUGUCUCCUACGUCCGGCCUGCUGAUCGGUGCCGGCGCCGGUCCCUUCUUCGUGCUGGGCCAGAACACCGAACUGAUGCCCAACUUUGCCUACGGGACCGCGGCGGGAGACUCCGGUGUAGAUCCUUCUGCAGACACGAUGACGACGCGCAACCGCACGCACUAUGCCAAAAUCACCCCGUCCGACGCCGUGGCGUGUUGUGCCUUGCCGGACAGCUCGAACUUCGGGCUCAUGUGCAACUUGUUCUGCUGUGACGGAGCGGCGGGCCCGUGUCUGCACGUCAAGGCGCGGUCGCGGAAAGGUCCGCUCAACUUCACCCAGGCCAUCCAGCAGGGGCUGAAAUCGGCGUUCGGCGGCGACCUCAUUUCUCUCGGCGGCGUGUUUCUCAUCCGCUCGGGCAAGGCAAAGUUGCAUGUCAUGCCGGAUUUCCCGGCGCAGCCGUUCCGCGACCACGACGACGUGGUGAAGUGGUUGCGCUUCUUCGACAUGGAGUUCAAUGAUGACGAGCGGGCGCCCGCCGAUGGGCCGCUGGUGUGUUUGAGCGUCGUUCACUCAGGAGACGACAAGGGCCUCAACUUGCGCAUGGAACAUACACACUGUUUCACGGAGGCGAAGGAUGGAAGCUUAGAAACGGCCCAAGGAGGCCAUUAUCAUUACGAUAUAGACGAGACGAGGGAGGAGAUCGAGUACGAAGGGUGGUUCAAUGUUGCCGAGUCGGUGUAUAGAGUUGACUAUCCCUGACGUUCGCUCAUGGCCCUGACUUAGGUAACUAUUCGGACCAUCGUCGUACUAUUUAGAGGCCUCCAGAUAUCUCGAUGACACUGCCAUUAACGUAGCUACUUUGCUC